Scylla paramamosain (green mud crab) is the source of this 2760-nucleotide messenger RNA. Its product is annotated as zinc carboxypeptidase-like. Gene Ontology annotation, biological process: proteolysis. The record is from RefSeq and is a predicted model, not a curated record. Bases 312 to 1649 code for a protein of 445 amino acids. Gene Ontology annotation, molecular function: metallocarboxypeptidase activity; zinc ion binding. The transcript has 7 exons. Lineage: Eukaryota; Metazoa; Arthropoda; Malacostraca; Decapoda; Portunidae.
UUUGAAAAGCACCAAGUUGGGAGUGUUAUUGUUUGAAAGAUUAGAAAGUAAUGAACAUCAUGCCAUAAUUAAAUUGCCACUAGCCCCUUCAGGGAAGUGUAACAAGCAAAAUUAGUAAAGUGCCAUUGCUGUUCGCAAUGUGUGAGGGACAGGGCGAGGCAUGGUGAGUCAUCCUCCUGUCCCUCCCCUGUACAUCCCCUUCCUGCAGCUGAGUGGGACCUCUUGUGUGUUUCUGUUCCCACGCUAGUCGGUGACCAGCGUACACAGGGAUCAGAGGAGAGGCAAGGCAAGGCACGGAGACAGAGGGGGAAAUGCAAAUUAGAAAAAUUAAGAAAUGGAUGGAGGCCAUGGCAUGGACAUGGCACCAAUGGCUAGUGCUGGUGGCGGUGAUGGUGGCCAGGGUGGCAGGAAACCCCUCAACCCAAACUGACAAUAACUACCAGGUGCUUGCAGGCCAACAGGUGUGGGAGGUGGAGGACCACGAUGCUAUGAAGGUGGUAGCAGAACUGGAGAAGGAAGGCAUGGUUGAUAUCUUGGGCCAUUCUUCAUCCACACCAAGGUUCCGCGUGCACACUGACAGCAUUGCCCAGGUUGCCGCUGCACUGACUGAAGCAGGACUCACCCAUAAACUUCUCAUCAGUGACCUGGCAAGACAUGUCGCGGAAGAACAACGCAAGGAGAGUUUGGAGUUUCUGCGAGGAAGCAAAACAGAAUCGUGCACAGAGGAGAGCUGCCCGAAGCCUCUCGCCAACACUUAUAUGUCAUUUGAACAGAUUGAGUAUUACCUGAAGGAGUUGGUAGAAAGAUCACAGAGAGUGGAGCUGGUUUCCAUCGGGAAGUCUAUCGAAGGGCGGGACAUCUGGAGAGUGCACAUCAGGCCAUAUGAAGACACUGGCGAGGACGUGAGGAGAAACGCCGUGUGGUUCGAGGCAGGAAUACACGCACGAGAGUGGAUCUCCCCCGCUACUGCAUGUCAUCUCCUUGAAUACUUAGUGGCCGACAAAUCCCUCACAAAGAAUCUGGACGUGUACAUGGUGCCCAUGGCUAAUCCUGACGGAUACGAGUUCUCCAGGACCAACGAUCGGUUUUGGCGUAAGAACAGACGAAUUAACGCUGGCUCUUCAUGCUCUGGUGUUGACCUGAACCGAAACUGGGACGAGUCUUUCGGUGUAGGUGCCUCUUCGAAUCCCUGUAGUGAGGUGUACAAGGGGACCAAGCCCUUCUCCGAGCCUGAGACAGAAGCGCUAAGUGCCGAGAUGCAGAGAGUUAACUCCGUUGACGACCUGCGCCUCAUGAUCUCCUUGCAUAGUUAUGGGCAGGUAUUGUUGUAUCCAUGGGGAUCUAGCAAUGAGAUAGCCCCAGAAACGCCUCUGAUGAAACGUGCUGGGAAAAGAUUUGCUAAUGGCGCUCAAAGACCUUAUAAAACCAAGUAUACAGUAGAAAACAUAGCAGCAGGGAUGUACUUAGCCUCAGGAACCACUGAUGACUGGGCCAAGGCAGCGCUGAAGGUUCCUUUGCCGUACACUCUGGAGCUGAGGGAUAGGGGCAGUAAUGGUUUUGAGCUGCCCGCCAACCAGAUCCUGCCCACCAGUGAGGAGGUGUGGAACGGCAUUAAAAAACUGUUCUCCUUUAUUAACAAAAAUUUUUAAUGUUCUAAUACUCCAGAGACGAUAGCUCAUUGCCUCAACGGUUUCUUUACAUAAAUAAGAUGACACACCAUUCAUUUGGUGUAUCCACUUUUAUCAAAAUAUGAUGAUUAUUUUCAUUGUCAGAAAUAAGGCUUGGUAUAAUACUUUAGAAAACCUGAUAAGAAAUAAUAUGUUGUUUUAUUACACGUCCUCCUUCACUUAAGCAGUUUUUAAGAGAAGGAUGGGUUUUCCUUUUCGUUCACGUUUGGUACGCACCCAUGCUUGGGGCAAGGGCUCGGACAGAAGAAGUGUAAGGACACAUUUCACUAGCCCAUACAUUUGGUCUUUAAAAAUAUGAUGCGAUGUGUUGAGAAGCAGGCAUCAUUCUCUCUCUCUCUCUCUCUCUCUCUCUCUCUCUCUCUCUCUCUCUCUCUCUCUCUCUCUCUCUCUCUCUCUCUCUCUCUCUCUCUCUCUCUCUCUCUCUCUCUCUCUCUCUCUCUCUCUCUCUUAUCUCCUCCUUUGACUAUUCUUUUUAAUCAGUCUGUUGAAACUGGAACUUUUCUUGCAAUGUUGAAGAUUGCUAGAAUUACUCCCAUUCAUAAAUCUGGCCCUGACAAUGAUCCCAAAAACACUACAGACCAAUUUCCCAGCCAUCAGUAUUCUCCAAAAUAUUAGAAACAUUAAUGAAGACUCAUCAAAUGCAAUACUUAGAUACCCAGAAUAUUUUCAGCGUUGCCAAAUUUGGUUUCAGACGCAAUCGCAACACUGUUCAAGCAUUAAAUAUCUUCUCUACAGAUGUUUUUACUGUUAUUGAUAAUAAAUUUUCUGUUCUAUCUAUUUUCAUCGAUUUCGCUAAAGCCUUAAAAAAAAAUAAAUAAAUAAAAAGACAUUUUUACUAAUUACUAACUAAAUCUUUCUUCCAUCUUAAUAUAUCACCAUUGUAAUUCUGAUGCAAUCUAAAUUUGAUAAAUUAAACUGUAUUGUAAUCAUUUAAGAACUGUAUUUUUGUUAUUCCUACUGAAUAUAUUAUAAAUCUAUUUUCUCAUACUUGUUAAACUUACAAACUUACCUUGGUUCAUCAUGUACACUAUAUUAUAACAAUUGUACUGUCUCCUUUAACUCUUAGGUAUAC